AUGAGCGAGGUCCAGAUAUCGGCCGCCGACCGACAGCUCAUCGUCGAGUUGCGGUCGAGGAUCCACAACGAGCUGCAGCUGGUGCCGUCGUAUUCCGACGACUUAUCGCUUCUACGAUGGCUAGUCGGAUGGGAUCGCAAAGUGGAUCUGGUCGUGACGAAGAUUAAGUUUUCCUUACGAGCUAUCCAUGCACUGGGGCUGCACAAGGAAGACCUUUCAACUCUCGAAAAAAUAACGGCCAAGUGUGACGAAUGCGGCAAAGUCUUUCAGUACUUGCCAGGAUCUCUGCUUGGUUUCGACAAGCAAGGGAAUGUUGUUUCCAUGCAGCUGGUAGGCCGCCUUGACGCCACUGGAAUUCUCAACGGCGCCCGGAAUUCCGACCUCUACCGCAUGCGAAUCGUCGAGAGCGAAGGGAUCAUGCAGAUCAUUAGGGCUCUGGAAAAGAAACAUGGCAAGAAGUUUGGGACGACGACCAUUAUUGAUCUAGAUGGUGCGAGUUUAUCGCGAUUGGACGUGCAAGCGGUGAAGGUCGUCAACACCAUUUUAGCCCAAUUGCAAGAGAUGUUUCCUGACGUUCUUCGCAAGGUCUUCUUGAUAAAUGUGCCACCAUUUCUGCAAGUUUUAUGGAACAUGGUGUCACCAUGCUUAGCAAAACAAACUCAGGAAAAAAUUGAAAUUCUUGGAAGUAACUGGAAGGAUGUGCUGCGGGAAGUGGUUGGAGAAGAGGUUUUAUACGAGAAUUGGGGCGGUAUCCGCAAGGCCGACACUCCAUUUGGUCAUGUACGAUUGGGCGGGAAAGUUCCCGAUGAGCUAAAGUAUGAUAGAUCUAAAGACUUACCUGCCGAGAGGUUGCAAAAGCUUGUCAUUCCAGCCAGAUCAACGAACUUCAUUCCCGUUGAAGUUGACGGCCAUCAGAUUGGUCGAAGAAUCGUAUGGUGGUGGCGUUUGCAAUCAAACGACGUUGGAUUCGCCGUAUGCCGUUCAUCCCCAGGACAUGAAAAUGUUGCAGAGCAUGACGAUGACUUCGUAGUACAACCAAAAUUCCGACUUCAGACCGAUUUUGUACCGGAAGAUGGCGAGACUCUCGCCGAAGAACCUGGUGUGUAUAAGUUCGUAUUUGAUAACACGCAUAGCAGUCUGCGUUCGAAAACGGUGCAAUACUGUAUAGAAGUUAAAAAUUGA
Molecule: messenger RNA, 1182 nt
Organism: Angiostrongylus costaricensis
Lineage: Eukaryota; Metazoa; Nematoda; Chromadorea; Rhabditida; Metastrongylidae
Source: the annotation of a GenBank genome assembly